AUGGUUCAGGACAAUAUUUGUCAUCUCUCAAAAGACUUUGACAAUACCUCCUCUGGAGCCCAGGCUGAAAUCCAACAGGAAACAGGAAGCAAACACACUGAGGUUGUUCAGCAGAAACAAAACACUUCCGCUACAGUUUCAUCUAAGGUGAACAUCAUUCAGCCAGUGCUGAUAAAUCCAGUAGUAACACCUUCCAAUCUGGCUCACAAUGGCCGCGUGUGCAGCACAUGGGGCAACUUUCACUUCAAGACUUUUGAUGGAUACAUAUUCUCCUUCCCUGGGCUCUGUAAUUAUGUUUUUGCAUCCCAUUGCAACACUCCCUAUGAGGAUUUCAACAUCCAAAUUAGGCGUAUUAUGGUGGAAAAUGCUCCAACAAUCAACCGUAUCACCAUGAAACUUGAAGGUGUAGCUGUUGAAUUAUUAAAGGCUGUCGUCAUGAUCAACAGCAACAGAGUUCAGCUGCCAUACAGCGAAUCUGGAAUUAUGAUAGAGAAAAGCAGCAUUUAUGUGAAAGUUGCCAGCAAAAUGGGUAUUGUGUUAAUGUGGAAUGAAGAUGACAGUAUCUUGCUGGAAUUGAAUGAGAAAUAUGCCAAUCAGACCUGUGGACUUUGUGGGGACUUCAAUGGCUUACCAAUUUACAAUGAGUUCUAUUCAAACAAUCUUAAAAUGACAGCCUUGCAGUUUGGGAAUAUGCAGAAAAUGGAUGGGCCAACAGAACACUGUGAAGACUCCACUUCUACCCUGCCAGAUAAUUGCACAGAUAAUUUUGAUGACAUAUGCCAGAAAACAUUGACCAGCUCUGCAUUUGCAGAGUGUAAUGACUUACUUGAUGUUGGAGAGUACAUUAUGCUUUGCCAAGAUGAUUUGUGCCACUCUGAAGAGUCUAAAAAUGCCUCAUGUAUCUGUGACACCUUUGCUGAAUACUCCCGGCAGUGUGCUCAUGCUGGUGGGCAUCCUCUGAACUGGAGAACCUCAAAACUGUGCCCCAAGAAGUGUCCUUACAACAUGCAGUACCAGGAAUGUGGCUCCCCCUGUGCUGACACAUGCACCAAUCCUGACCGAUCUCAGUUUUGUGAAGAACACUGUACAGAUGGUUGUUUCUGCCCCCCAGGGUCUGUAUUUGAUGACAUCAACAAUUCUGGCUGCAUUCCCCAUCAGCAGUGCUCCUGUGUUUACAAUGGCAACACCUAUGCUACAGGAACUUCUUUUUCACAGCAGUGCCAUUCCUGUACCUGUAAUGGAGGCCAGUGGAAUUGCCAAGACUUGUCAUGCCCAGGAACAUGUUCAGUAGAGGGAGGUUCACACAUUUCCACAUACGACAAAAAACAUUAUGAUCACCAUGGAGACUGCACUUAUGUCCUUUCUAAGCACUGUAAAGAUGAAACAUUCACCAUCCUGGUAGAACUACGCAAAUGUGGCCUAACAGACACUGAGACAUGCUUAAAGACAGUGACCCUCAACAUGAAUAAAGGACAAACUCUCAUCGAAGUCAAACCUGAUGGUCAUGUGUUUGUGAACUCAAUCUACACCCAGCUGCCCAUCUCAGCAGCUAAUGUCACUGUGUUCAGACCUUCAUCAUUCUUCAUCAUCAUGCAGACGAACUUUGGUGUCCACCUUGAAAUCCAAAUCACACCUAUCAUGCAAGUGUUUGUGCGACUGGAUCCUAUUUUCAAAGACCAGACCUGUGGUCUCUGUGGAAAUUUCAAUAAUAUCCAAACUGAUGACUUCAAGGCAAUAAAUGGAAUAAUUGAAGGAACGGCAACAGCAUUUGCUCAUACAUGGAAAACUCAGGCUGCGUGCCCUAAUAUCCAGCACAGUUUUGAGAACCCUUGUGCACUCAGCAUUGAUAAUGAAAAAUAUGCUCAGCAUUGGUGUGGACUACUAACUGACAGCAAAGGACCUUUUGCUGAUUGUCACUAUGCAGUGAAUCCCUCUGUUUACCACACGAACUGCAUGUAUGACACAUGUAAUUGUGAAAUGAGUGAGGACUGUCUGUGUGCAGCCUUGUCUUCCUAUGUGAGAGCUUGUGCUGCAAAAGGAAUCCAGCUGCAUGGAUGGAGGACUGAUGUCUGCUCAAAAUACACCAUGUCAUGUCCCAAAUCCCUAAGCUACAGCUAUACCAUCUCUUCCUGUCAACCCACUUGUCGGUCUCUAAGUGAGCCUGAUGUCACAUGCAACAUUAAGUUUGUCCCAGUUGAUGGCUGCACCUGUGUAAAUGGAACCUACAUGGAUGAGAGUGGCAAAUGUGUGCCUGCUAAUGAAUGCCCCUGCUACUACAGAGGAUCUCCCAUAUCGGUUGGAGAAGUUGUCCAUGAAAAUGGGCUUGUAUGCACUUGCAUGCAGGGAAGACUGAAUUGCAUUGGAGCACCCAAUCCAAUUCCAGUCUGUGAACCUCCCAUGAUCUACUUCGACUGUAGAAACAUCACUGCAGGAAAAUCUGGAGCAGAAUGUCAAAAAAGUUGCCACACUCUGGAUAUGCAGUGUUAUAACACACAAUGUAUAUCUGGCUGCGUUUGCCCAGAUGGGCUUGUGUUAGACGGGAAUAGUGGUUGUAUUCCUGAAGAGGAAUGUUCAUGUAUUCACAAUGAAGCCAUGUAUCAGCCUGGGGAAAAGAUCAACGUUGACUGUAACACCUGUGUAUGCAAGAAUAGGAAGUGGGAAUGCACCAAAGAUCAAUGCCUGGGCACUUGUGCUGUUUAUGGAGAUGGUCAUUAUAAUACUUUUGAUGACAAAAGGUUCAGCUUCAAUGGAAACUGUGAAUACACACUAGUGCAGGACCACUGUGGGAAGAGUGGCACAGCCAAUGGGACCUUCAGGGUUAUCACUGAAAAUAUUCCCUGUGGCAACACUGGAACAACUUGCUCAAAAUCUAUCAAAGUUUUCUUAGAGAGCUAUGAACUGAUACUUGGUGAGGAGCAUGUCAGCGUCAUAAAGAGAGGACAAAAUGAUAAGGUGCCAUACACAGUCCGUUAUAUGGGUAUGUACUUUGUAAUUGAGACAACAAGCGGACUGAUCCUCAUGUGGGACAAGAAAACCAGCAUCUUCAUCAAACUCAGCCCUGCUUUUAAGGGCCAGAUCUGUGGCCUCUGUGGAAAUUAUGAUGGCAACAGCAUCAAUGACUUUACUACAAGGAGUCAGUCUGUAGUAGAGAAUGUCCUAGAGUUUGGAAACAGCUGGAAAGUAUCCUCUACAUGUCCUGAUGCUUAUAGCAUAAAAGACCCAUGUUCUACCAACCCCUAUCGAAAGUCCUGGUCGGAGAAGCAGUGUAGCAUCAUCAACAGCAACAUCUUUGCUGCCUGUCACUCUCAGGUUGAACCAGCAAAAUAUUACCAAGCAUGUGUGACAGAUGCUUGUGCCUGUGACACCGGAGGAGACUGUGAUUGCUUUUGUACAGCAGUAGCUGCCUAUGCUCAAGCAUGUAGUGAAGUUGGUGUCUGCAUAGCCUGGAGAACCCCAUCAAUCUGUCCACUGUUCUGUGAUUACUACAAUCAACAAGGGGAAUGUGAAUGGCACUAUAAACCUUGUGGAGCCUCCUGUAUGAAGACCUGUAGGAACCCAAGUGGAAAAUGCCUCCAUAACUUGCCAGGUUUAGAAGGCUGCUACCCUAACUGCCCACCUGACAAGCCAUAUUUUCAUGAGGAUCAGAUGAAGUGUGUCAGUCUCUGUGACUGUUAUGAUAAUGAGGAUGGAAAGAUAUAUAGACGGGAUGAAUGUAAUUUAUGUGAAUGCACAGCAGAAGGUUUACAGUGCAAGUUUGAUGACAAAGCAUGCUACUGCAUUUAUGAUGGGAACAGCUACAAAUAUGGUCAACUCAUCUACAACACCACAGAUGGAUUUGGAUGGUGUUUCAGUGCAACAUGUGAUGUCAAUGGAACAAUAAUCAGAAAUAUCUUUAAAUGUGGCAUCUCUACAACACCGACCUCUUCUACACUUUCUACAAUUCAGCCCCAAACCACUGCUUCAGACAUGACAACCACAACACCAAUGACAACUGUAUGUGUGAAGAAUGUAUGUGCAUGGUCAGAAUGGUAUGAUUGCACACAGCCUGAAAAAAAGGAUGAGAGCGGAGAUUAUGAAACAUUUGAAAAUCUCAGAGAUAAAGGAUACAGUGUGUGUACAAACCCAAACAGUGUUCAAUUCCGAGCCAAAGAACACCCAGAUACAGAAAUAAACAAUUUUAACCAAAAGGUAGACUGUAGUCAAAGCAGAGGAUUAAUAUGCAAUAACAAAGAACAACCAUAUAAACAAUGCCAUAAUUAUGAAAUAAGAAUAUUAUGCUGCAGCUACAUACCAUGUUCAGAAAUACAAAUGACAACACGAAGACCUACAGUAGAAUUCACAACUACUGCUGUGAAAUCAACACCAUUUACAUUACACACGAAGACAAAAUCAACACCACAAACACAAGAAACACAAGCGCAAAAAAGCCCAAAACCUACAAUGACAACAAAAAAAGAAAGCGUGACUCCUCUGACAGAAACUUCAGUUACAGCAAAGACACGACAAGUCCCAACACUAGGUUAUGAGACCACAUCAACUACAGUAGAAACCUCCACCAUUGCAACACAGCCUCCAACAUCACCCACUACUGCCUCCACUCUCACCCAGACACCAGUGAAAACAACCACCGCUGCCACCACGCUUGUCCACAGUUCCACUGCACCACCAGCACAAAGAACAACCAUCAUCAAUACAACCAGCGGCACCAGCACCACCAAGACCUCUACACCUCUGACAGAAAGAACAACCACCAUCACACCAACGCCAACACGGCUCACUACAGCCAGUAGCACUGUCAGCACCUCCAGGACUACUAUGGCAAGCACCACGACAUCUAAAGCCACGUCUGCUCCAGAAGAAACCUCCACCAUCGCAACACAGCCUCCAACAUCACCCACUACUGCCUCCACUCUCACCCAGACACCAAAAACAACCACCACUGCCACCACGCUUGUCCACAGUUCCACUGCCCCAACAGCACAAGGAACAACCAUCAGCACACCCAUUGUCAGGGCCAGCACCACCCAGAUCUCUCCAUCUCCGACAGGAGGCACAACCACCAUCACACCUACACCAACAGUGCCCACCUCAGCAGCCACCACCACCACUGCCAUCACCUCCAUGACCACAAUGAGCUGCCAGCAGCACUGUUACUGGACGCAGUGGUUUGAUGUGCAUUCCCCUAGCCCUGGUAGCCAAAACGGAGACAUGGAAACGUUUGCAAAUAUCCGAGCUGCUGGGCAUGCACUGUGUGACAAGCCAGAGGACAUCAAAUGCCGGGCUAAAGAUUACCCUGAAAGGAGCCUGGACCAGCUGGGACAGAUAUUUGAGUGCAGCCUUGACAUUGGGCUUGUGUGCAGAAAUAAGGACCAGAUCAAAAAGUACCCCAUGUGCUUCAACUAUGAGGUCCAGGUGAAGUGCUGUGACGAUUACCACUGCCUGCUAUCAUCAGAAACCACACUCAGCACUGAAGGCUCGUCCAGCACAGCCUCUCCUGCAGAAACCUCCACCAUCGCAACACAGCCUCCAGCAUCACCCACUACUGCCUCCACUCUCACCCAGACACCAAAAACAACCACCGCUGCCACCACGCUUGUCCACAGUUCCACUGCACCACCAGCACAAAGAACAACCAUCAUCAAUACAACCAGCGGCACCAGCACCACCAAGAUCUCUCCAUCUCCGACAGGAGGCACAACCACCAUCACACCAACACCAGCAGGGCGCACCCCAACCAGUAGCACUGUCAGCACCUCCAGGACUACAAUGGCAAGCACCACGACAUCCAAAGCCACGUCUGCUCCAGAAGAAACCUCCACCAUCGCAACACAGCCUCCAACAUCACCCACUACUGCCUCCACUCUCACCCAGACACCAAAAACAACCACCACUGCCACCACGCUUGUCCACAGUUCCACUGCCCCAACAGCACAAGGAACAACCAUCAGCACACCCAUUGUCAGGGCCAGCACCACCCAGAUCUCUCCAUCUCCGACAGGAGGCACAACCACCAUCACACCUACACCAACAGUGCCCACCUCAGCAGCCACCACCACCACUGCCAUCACCUCCAUGACCACAAUGAGCUGCCAGCAGCACUGUUACUGGACGCAGUGGUUUGAUGUGCAUUCCCCUAGCCCUGGUAGCCAAAACGGAGACAUGGAAACGUUUGCAAAUAUCCGAGCUGCUGGGCAUGCACUGUGUGACAAGCCAGAGGACAUCAAAUGCCGGGCUAAAGAUUACCCUGAAAGGAGCCUGGACCAGCUGGGACAGAUAUUUGAGUGCAGCCUUGACAUUGGGCUUGUGUGCAGAAAUAAGGACCAGAUCAAAAAGUACCCCAUGUGCUUCAACUAUGAGGUCCAGGUGAAGUGCUGUGACGAUUACCACUGCCUGCUAUCAUCAGAAACCACACUCAGCACUGAAGGCUCGUCCAGCACAGCCUCUCCUGCAGAAACCUCCACCAUCGCAACACAGCCUCCAGCAUCACCCACUACUGCCUCCACUCUCACCCAGACACCAAAAACAACUACCGCUGCCACCACGCUUGUCCACAGUUCCACUGCACCACCAGCACAAAGAACAACCAUCAUCAAUACAACCAGCGGCACCAGCACCACCAAGACCUCUACACCUCUGACAGAAAGAACAACCACCAUCACACCAACGCCAGCAGGGCGCACCCCAACCAGUAGCACUGUCAGCACCUCCAGGACUACUAUGGCAAGCACCACAACAUCCAAAGCCACGUCUGCUCCAGAAGAAACCUCCACCGUUGCAACACAGCCUCCAACAUCACCCACUACUGCCUCCACUCUCACCCAGACACCAAAAACAACCACCGCUGCCACCACGCUUGUCCACAGUUCCACUGCACCACCAGCACAAAGAACAACCAUCAGCACACCCAUUGUCAGGGCCAGCACCACCCAGAUCUCUCCAUCUCCGACAGGAGGCACAACCACCAUCACACCAACACCAGCAGGGCGCACCCCAACCAGUAGCACUGUCAGCACCUCCAGGACUACAAUGGCAAGCACCACGACAUCCAAAGCCACGUCUGCUCCAGAAGAAACCUCCACCAUCGCAACACAGCCUCCAACAUCACCCACUACUGCCUCCACUCUCACCCAGACACCAAAAACAACCACCACUGCCACCACGCUUGUCCACAGUUCCACUGCCCCAACAGCACAAGGAACAACCAUCAGCACACCCAUUGUCAGGGCCAGCACCACCCAGAUCUCUCCAUCUCCGACAGGAGGCACAACCACCAUCACACCUACACCAACAGUGCCCACCUCAGCAGCCACCACCACCACUGCCAUCACCUCCAUGACCACAAUGAGCUGCCAGCAGCACUGUUACUGGACGCAGUGGUUUGAUGUGCAUUCCCCUAGCCCUGGUAGCCAAAACGGAGACAUGGAAACGUUUGCAAAUAUCCGAGCUGCUGGGCAUGCACUGUGUGACAAGCCAGAGGACAUCAAAUGCCGGGCUAAAGAUUACCCUGAAAGGAGCCUGGACCAGCUGGGACAGAUAUUUGAGUGCAGCCUUGACAUUGGGCUUGUGUGCAGAAAUAAGGACCAGAUCAAAAAGUACCCCAUGUGCUUCAACUAUGAGGUCCAGGUGAAGUGCUGUGACGAUUACCACUGCCUGCUAUCAUCAGAAACCACACUCAGCACUGAAGGCUCGUCCAGCACAGCCUCUCCUGCAGAAACCUCCACCAUCGCAACACAGCCUCCAGCAUCACCCACUACUGCCUCCACUCUCACCCAGACACCAAAAACAACCACCGCUGCCACCACGCUUGUCCACAGUUCCACUGCACCACCAGCACAAAGAACAACCAUCAUCAAUACAACCAGCGGCACCAGCACCACCAAGAUCUCUCCAUCUCCGACAGGAGGCACAACCACCAUCACACCAACACCAGCAGGGCGCACCCCAACCAGUAGCACUGUCAGCACCUCCAGGACUACAAUGGCAAGCACCACGACAUCCAAAGCCACGUCUGCUCCAGAAGAAACCUCCACCAUCGCAACACAGCCUCCAAUAUCACCCACUACUGCCUCCACUCUCACCCAGACACCAAAAACAACCACCACUGCCACCACGCUUGUCCACAGUUCCACUGCCCCAACAGCACAAGGAACAACCAUCAGCACACCCAUUGUCAGGGCCAGCACCACCCAGAUCUCUCCAUCUCCGACAGGAGGCACAACCACCAUCACACCUACACCAACAGUGCCCACCUCAGCAGCCACCACCACCACUGCCAUCACCUCCAUGACCACAAUGAGCUGCCAGCAGCACUGUUACUGGACGCAGUGGUUUGAUGUGCAUUCCCCUAGCCCUGGUAGCCAAAACGGAGACAUGGAAACGUUUGCAAAUAUCCGAGCUGCUGGGCAUGCACUGUGUGACAAGCCAGAGGACAUCAAAUGCCGGGCUAAAGAUUACCCUGAAAGGAGCCUGGACCAGCUGGGACAGAUAUUUGAGUGCAGCCUUGACAUUGGGCUUGUGUGCAGAAAUAAGGACCAGAUCAAAAAGUACCCCAUGUGCUUCAACUAUGAGGUCCAGGUGAAGUGCUCCUCUCCUGCAGAAACCUCCACCAUCGCAACACAGCCUCCAGCAUCACCCACUACUGCCUCCACCCUCACCCAGACACCAAAAACAACCACCGCUGCCACCACGCUUGUCCACAGUUCCACUGCACCACCAGCACAAAGAACAACCAUCAUCAAUACAACCAGCGGCACCAGCACCACCAAGAUCUCUCCAUCUCCGACAGGAGGCACAACCACCAUCACACCAACACCAGCAGGGCGCACCCCAACCAGUAGCACUGUCAGCACCUCCAGGACUACUAUGGCAAGCACCACAACAUCCAAAGCCACAUCUGCUCCAGAAGAAACCUCCACCGUUGCAACACAGCCUCCAACAUCACCCACUACUGCCUCCACUCUCACCCAGACACCAAAAACAACCACCGCUGCCACCACGCUUGUCCACAGUUCCACUGCACCACCAGCACAAAGAACAACCAUCAUCAAUACAACCAGCGGCACCAGCACCACCAAGAUCUCUCCAUCUCCGACAGGAGGCACAACCACCAUCACACCAACACCAGCAGGGCGCACCCCAACCAGUAGCACUGUCAGCACCUCCAGGACUACAAUGGCAAGCACCACGACAUCCAAAGCCACGUCUGCUCCAGAAGAAACCUCCACCAUCGCAACACAGCCUCCAACAUCACCCACUACUGCCUCCACUCUCACCCAGACACCAAAAACAACCACCACUGCCACCACGCUUGUCCACAGUUCCACUGCCCCAACAGCACAAGGAACAACCAUCAGCACACCCAUUGUCAGGGCCAGCACCACCCAGAUCUCUCCAUCUCCGACAGGAGGCACAACCACCAUCACACCUACACCAACAGUGCCCACCUCAGCAGCCACCACCACCACUGCCAUCACCUCCAUGACCACAAUGAGCUGCCAGCAGCACUGUUACUGGACGCAGUGGUUUGAUGUGCAUUCCCCUAGCCCUGGUAGCCAAAACGGAGACAUGGAAACGUUUGCAAAUAUCCGAGCUGCUGGGCAUGCACUGUGUGACAAGCCAGAGGACAUCAAAUGCCGGGCUAAAGAUUACCCUGAAAGGAGCCUGGACCAGCUGGGACAGAUAUUUGAGUGCAGCCUUGACAUUGGGCUUGUGUGCAGAAAUAAGGACCAGAUCAAAAAGUACCCCAUGUGCUUCAACUAUGAGGUCCAGGUGAAGUGCUGUGACGAUUACCACUGCCUGCUAUCAUCAGAAACCACACUCAGCACUGAAGGCUCGUCCAGCACAGCCUCUCCUGCAGAAACCUCCACCAUCGCAACACAGCCUCCAGCAUCACCCACUACUGCCUCCACUCUCACCCAGACACCAAAAACAACCACCGCUGCCACCACGCUUGUCCACAGUUCCACUGCACCACCAGCACAAAGAACAACCAUCAUCAAUACAACCAGCGGCACCAGCACCACCAAGAUCUCUCCAUCUCCGACAGGAGGCACAACCACCAUCACACCAACGCCAGCAGGGCGCACCCCAACCAGUAGCACUGUCAGCACCUCCAGGACUACUAUGGCAAGCACCACGACAUCCAAAGCCACGACUGCUCCAGAAGAAACCUCCACCAUCGCAACACAGCCUCCAACAUCACCCACUACUGCCUCCACUCUCCCCCAUUCAGGCAUUCCAACCAACAUAGGUGGUACUAUUCUCCCAACAUCUGUUUCUUCUACUGGACGAAGUACUGCCACCACUGUGUUUCUCACAAAUUUCACUACCACAAGCAGCCCAGUUUUCUCUACAGGGGAAGUGGUAUACAAGAGAACAGAUAAGGCUGGCUGUAUUUUUUAUGCACUUUGCAGCAAGGAAUGUGAAAUUCACCCAUUUCAGGGGCCAUGUCCUUCAACAACUCCUUUCACUUCAGUCACCUCAGAAACCACAACACAAGCUGCCUCAUCCACAGAACGUGUAUUGUCUUCUGUCUCACCAACCACAGCAACAUCCCUCACAACUUCAGUAGAAAUAAACUGUACUGAUGUCAGUCCUCCACGAAAGGUCGAAUACCUGGAACCUGUUGGAAUGUCAACAGUAAUCAAACCAUGUAAGAAUUGUACCUGCACUUCUGAGGAAGAUAAAGCAGCUGGGGGAAAUAUUGUGCAUUGUGAACCAAUUAAUUGUAGCACAUCUUGCCCACCGGGUUAUCAAUAUGUGACUGAGGAUGGAGAGUGCUGUGGGAAGUGUAUUCAGAUAGCUUGCCAAGUCAAACUAAGUAACAACACUAUUCAUGUGCUCCAGGUUAAUGAGACCAUGUCACUCGAUCAUUGCAGCCAUUACAAAUGUGAAAAAAUUGAAGAUCAGUUUGUUGCAGUCCAAACUAAAAGAAUAUGCCCCGAGUACAACCCAGGAGAGUGCGAUCCUGAGGAAGCAGACACUACUCCUGACGGCUGCUGCAAAAUAUGUAAACCUGCCAGCUGUAAACCUUACAGCAAAAAAUCUGUGAUCCACCACGGUGACUGUGAAUCUUCUGAACCUGUUGAGCUCGCAUAUUGUGAAGGAAGUUGUCCUGGCUCAUCAGUGUAUUCUCUUGAAACAAACCUGAUGCAACAUGAGUGUAGUUGCUGCCAGGAGUUCAGCAGCCAUACAAGAGAUGUGACCCUGACCUGCCAAAAUGGAACAAGCAUAAAUUAUAAGUAUAUCUAUGUGGAACAAUGCCAGUGUAUGAACGCAUGCACUUCAGAAUCCUCUGCAGCACAUGGCUUCCAAUGGAAAAAUCAGCAAAUCAGAAGAUAG
Messenger RNA from Phalacrocorax carbo (great cormorant), 11340 nucleotides. The record is from RefSeq and is a predicted model, not a curated record. Lineage: Eukaryota; Metazoa; Chordata; Aves; Suliformes; Phalacrocoracidae.